Molecule: messenger RNA, 598 nt
Organism: Mesoplodon densirostris (Blainville's beaked whale)
Lineage: Eukaryota; Metazoa; Chordata; Mammalia; Artiodactyla; Ziphiidae
Gene: UBE2W
Product: ubiquitin conjugating enzyme E2 W
Exons: 6
Coding region: 48-503 (151 amino acids)
Source: RefSeq, a predicted model, not a curated record
CCCCCUGCGUCUCUGGCCUCACCGGUCUUGGGGGGGAUGGUUCUAUCAUGGCGUCAAUGCAGAAACGACUACAGAAAGAACUGUUGGCUUUGCAAAAUGACCCACCUCCCGGAAUGACUUUAAAUGAAAAGAGUGUUCAAAAUUCAAUUACACAGUGGAUUGUAGAUAUGGAAGGUGCACCAGGUACCUUAUAUGAAGGGGAAAAAUUUCAACUUCUAUUUAAGUUUAGUAGUCGAUAUCCUUUUGACUCUCCUCAGGUCAUGUUUACUGGUGAAAAUAUUCCUGUUCAUCCUCAUGUUUAUAGCAAUGGUCAUAUCUGUUUAUCCAUUCUAACAGAAGACUGGUCCCCAGCGCUCUCAGUCCAAUCAGUUUGUCUUAGCAUUAUUAGCAUGCUUUCCAGCUGCAAAGAAAAGAGACGACCACCAGAUAAUUCUUUUUAUGUUCGAACAUGUAACAAGAAUCCAAAGAAAACAAAAUGGUGGUAUCAUGAUGAUACUUGUUGAUGCCACUGUUAUCCUCCUCCUAGCAGAAGAUAGUCCUACUGAGAAAAUGAGCACUUUGAUCAUUCAGUCUUUGAACUUUAACCUUUGACUGGAAG